AAUUAUAAAAUGUACGAGCCGUAUGUAAAAAUAAAAAAAAAGCGAAAUGUGCCCGAAAUCUAUCAAAAUGAAAAUCUUGUUGUCGAUGUGAAUUUGGAACAACAGCAGCAGCAGCAACAACAACAACAACACCAACAGCAGCAACAGCAACAACAAGAACACCACCACCAACAACAACAACAGCAGCAGCAACAAAUUUCAAGUGAUAAUUGUUGCUGUCAAAGUGGAACGCAAAAUGUUGCCGCUGCCAGCGCUUUGAGCAGCGCGUUGGCAGAGACGCCAGCAGCGAGCAGCAGCAGCAGCAACAACUGCAGCCGCUUGCAGCAAUUGAUAUCAACGCCUCCAGUAUUACUGCGCAGAUCGUCGCUAACGACGACGCAGGCAUCGACGUCGACGUCAACGUCAACGUCAACGUCAGCAUCGGCGUUGCCACAACACCCACACGCUGUUGCUGUGAGCACGCCAACGUCAACGCCGCCACCACCGCCGUCGCCACCAUCGCCGCCGCACCAGCAGCAACAGCAACAGCAGCAGCAGCACCCGCAGCAACAAGCGGCAGCAACUUCAGUUUUGCAACAACAUUUGGGUCACCUGAAUUACGAAAGUGGAGCAACUGCAGCAGCAGCAGCAGCGGCAGCAACAAGAAGUGGCACAGCAACACUGGCGCAACAUUUGGCAACACCCAGCAGCAUACUGCAGGCUGCUUUCAGCAACAACAACAACAACAACAACAACAGCAGCAGCAGCAGCAGCACAAGCAGCAGCAACAGCAACUUACAAAACAUUUUAACGCGCGCACAAAGUUCCUCCUCCUCCAGCAACAAUUGCAGCAGCGCCUGUGCCGGCAACAGGCACUACAACGGCAACAGCAGCAGCAGCAGCAGCAGCAGCAGCAACAGCAACAGCAACAGCAACAGCAUCAUUGCCAGCCGCCUCUUUGGACCCACCUCAUCCAUCGCCAGCUGCAGUAGCAGCAGCAGCAGCAGCAGCAGCGCCUCCUCCAGCUCGCUGUCGCCGCAUCAUCAUCUGCAUAGCCAUCAUUCCGCUUUGACCAAUUCAAUUACGAAUCGCAUUAAUCAAUCGAUACGUCGGCAUCUCAAUCAGCAGCAACAUCACCAACACAGCAGCAGCAGCAGCAGCCACAACUCUGCCUCAUCCUCAGCGAGCAAUAGCUCCAGUUCUUCUUCUUCUUCUUCUUCAUCGUCGUCGUCAUCAUCGUCUCCCUCCUCAUCGCACUAUCAGCAGCAGCAGCAGCCGCAUUUUAAUUGCGCUCAUCCUGCACAGCAGCAACAUCAAAGCCACAGCAACCAGCAUCACCUCCAGCAACACCAACAACAGCACCACCAGCAGCAACAACAGCACCACCAACAUCAUCAUCAUCAUCAUCACAGCAACAACAACAACAACAACAAUCAGCAACAACAACAACAAUCUCCACUGUGCCUAGUAUUAUUAGUUAAAUGCCCCAAUUCGAAGGAGUUUUGUAACGCCGCUGCAAAUUUCUGUGAUAAAAGAUUGCCGGUUAACGAAUGUCAGGCAAGCCAAACAGCUAGAGUCACCUCGAACCUGCACGCAUCCAGUAGCACAAUGGCGGUCAGUCGCGUACCCUCGCCGCCCCUGCCGGAAGUAAAUACGCCAGUCGCUGAGAACUGGUGUUACACGCAGGUCAAAGUGGUUAAAUUUAGUUAUAUGUGGACCAUAAAUAACUUUAGUUUUUGUCGAGAAGAAAUGGGUGAAGUGCUCAAAUCUUCCACAUUCUCAGCGGGUGCUAAUGACAAACUGAAAUGGUGUUUACGGGUAAAUCCCAAGGGUCUAGAUGAGGAGAGCAAGGAUUACUUAUCAUUAUAUUUACUGUUAGUAUCGUGUAACAAAUCUGAAGUCAGAGCCAAGUUCAAAUUUUCCAUAUUAAACGCAAAACGUGAGGAAACCAAAGCCAUGGAAUCCCAACGCGCAUAUCGUUUUGUUCAGGGGAAGGAUUGGGGCUUUAAGAAAUUUAUACGCCGCGAUUUUCUCCUGGACGAGGCCAACGGCCUGUUGCCAGAGGACAAGCUGACCAUCUUCUGCGAGGUGAGCGUGGUGGCGGAUAGCGUCAACAUCUCGGGACAAUCCAACAUAGUGCAGUUCAAAGUGCCCGAGUGCAAACUCUCCGAGGACCUUGGCAAUCUCUUUGACAAUGAGAAAUUCAGCGAUGUCACGCUCUCCGUGGGCGGUCGAGAAUUUCAAGCGCACAAAGCCAUAUUGGCAGCGCGCAGCGAUGUCUUUGCUGCCAUGUUUGAGCACGAAAUGGAGGAGCGUAAGCUGAAUCGUGUCGCCAUAACCGAUGUGGAUCAUGAGGUGCUCAAAGAGAUGCUGCGAUUCAUAUACACGGGCAAGGCGUCCAAUCUAGAAAAAAUGGCUGAUGAUCUCUUAGCGGCUGCUGAUAAGUAUGCACUCGAAAAGCUGAAAGUGAUGUGCGAGGAGGCGCUGUGCGUCAAUCUCUCUGUUGAAACAGCAGCCGAAACGUUAAUAUUAGCUGAUCUCCAUAGUGCGGAUCAAUUGAAAGCACAAACGAUAGAUUUCAUUAAUACUCAUGCCACCGAUGUGAUGGAAACCUCUGGCUGGCAAAAUAUGAUUACGACACAUUCACAUUUGAUAGCGGAGGCAUUUCGUGCGCUCGCAACACAACAAAUCCCACCAAUUGGACCACCAAGGAAACGCGUGAAAAUGAGCUGAAACCUUAAUCCAGCAGCUAACCAUGUAACACUAAAUGCAACGGCAACAGGCAGCAACAACAGCAACACCAAUAACAACAACAUCAGCAACAACAA
Messenger RNA from Drosophila mojavensis, 2807 nucleotides. RefSeq names its product protein roadkill (gene rdx). Gene Ontology annotation, cellular component: nucleus; cytoplasm. The transcript is spliced from 8 exons. The record is from RefSeq and is a predicted model, not a curated record. Gene Ontology annotation, molecular function: ubiquitin protein ligase binding. Lineage: Eukaryota; Metazoa; Arthropoda; Insecta; Diptera; Drosophilidae. Gene Ontology annotation, biological process: proteasome-mediated ubiquitin-dependent protein catabolic process; regulation of proteolysis. The coding region runs from base 10 to 2712 and encodes 900 amino acids.